AUGUCGCAGACGGUCGGAAAGACCCGUCUUGCCUACUCUCGCGCCUGGCAUUAUGUCGACGCCGGCUCCGAUCCUCGCUCCCUCGGCCGACUGGCCUCCUCGAUUGCCCUCGUUUUGAUGGGCAAGCACAAGCCGAUCUAUGAUCCGUCGACCGACUGCGGCGACUACGUGGUGGUUGCCGGCUGCCACGACCUGCGUACGACCGGCAAGAAGCGAUUCCAGAAGAUGUACUACACCCACAACACCCGUCCCGGUAGCCUGAAGAGCAUGACGAUGGACCAGAUGUUCGCCAAAUGGGGGGUGGAGCCGCGUUUAGCCCGGCUAAAGACAUUUGAGGGCCUGGCGCAUCCCUACAAGGAGAACAUCGUUAAGUUUGGCAAUCAAUCUAUCCUGAACCAGCCGGAAGUGCAAGACGCCUUCCAGGCGGACAAGCCAUCGGCAUAG
Penicillium macrosclerotiorum is the source of this 444-nucleotide messenger RNA. Its product is annotated as mitochondrial 54S ribosomal protein uL13m. Gene Ontology annotation, biological process: translation; negative regulation of translation. Gene Ontology annotation, molecular function: structural constituent of ribosome; mRNA binding. The record is from RefSeq and is a predicted model, not a curated record. Gene Ontology annotation, cellular component: ribosome; mitochondrial large ribosomal subunit. Lineage: Eukaryota; Fungi; Ascomycota; Eurotiomycetes; Eurotiales; Aspergillaceae. The transcript is spliced from 4 exons. The coding region runs from base 1 to 444 and encodes 147 amino acids.